This is a messenger RNA of Rotaria sp. Silwood1, 1113 nucleotides long. NCBI's taxonomy places the organism in Eukaryota, Metazoa, Rotifera, Eurotatoria, Philodinida, Philodinidae. The record is from the annotation of a GenBank genome assembly.
AUGGGUCAUUUCGAUAAAGCUAAAGAAAUCUAUACGACCUUGCUAGAAACUACAUCUUCAGCUACAAAUUAUAGCAGUAUUGGUUUGAUAUAUCAAUCAAUGGGAAAUUAUUCUACCGCAUUGUCUUACUAUGAAAAGACGCUUGAAAUUGAUAAAAACUCUCUUCCAUACGAUCAUCCAUCGUUAGCCAUUACAUAUAACAACAUUGCCGGCGUUCAUCAAUCCAUCGGAAACUAUUCAUUGUCACUCUCAUUUUAUACGAAAGCACUCGAAAUUAAGCAGAAGAGUCUUCCACCAAAUCAUCCAUCAUUGGCAACUACCUACAAUAAUAUCGGCGAAGUGUAUAGUUCAAUGGGCGAAUACUCUAAAGCACUUUCAUUCUAUGAAGAAGCAUUAAAGAUUCAGCGAAAAUACUUUCCGUAUAAUCAUCUAGCGUUGGCUAUUACGUAUAACAACAUUGGUUCAGUACAUCGAUUACUAGGAAAUACUUGCAUUGCAAUCGAGUUCUAUGAUAAAACACUUGAAAUCGAGCUUCAUUAUCUUCUACCCAAUCAUCCAUCAUUGGCUAUUACUUACAACAACAUUGGUCUUUUGCAUAGCUCCAAAAAAAACUAUCCAACUGCUCUUUCUUAUUAUGAAAAGGCGCUUGAAAUUGGACAAAAAACCCUCCCAUCGGAUCAUUCAUCGUUAGCUUUACUCUAUAAUAACAUUGGUGAAGUUUAUGAUUCAAUGGAAAAUCAUUCAGUAGCGCUAUCUUUCUAUGAAAAGUCACUAGAAAUUCUACAGAAAUCGCUUCCACCUAAUCAUCCAGAAUUAGCUGCUGUUUAUAACAAUAUUGGCGAGGUAUAUCGAUUGACAGGAAAUUAUUCAAGAGCAUUGUUAUAUUAUGAAAACACGUUAAAAAUUGAACAAAAAGCUCUUCCAUUGAAUCAUCCAUCGUUGGCCAUUACCUAUACCAAUAUGGCUGUAGCAUUAGAAGAUCUUCAGCGAUAUAAUGAGGCUAUUGAACUUGCAGAACGAGCUGUUGAUAUUAUUCGUCAUACCUUUGAAUCCAAUCAUUCAAAAACAAAAGAAAUUCAAAAUUACCUAGACAAACUUCGAAAAAAACUUUAA